Molecule: messenger RNA, 1218 nt
Organism: Triticum urartu
Lineage: Eukaryota; Viridiplantae; Streptophyta; Magnoliopsida; Poales; Poaceae
Product: peroxidase 70-like
Biological process (GO): hydrogen peroxide catabolic process; response to oxidative stress
Molecular function (GO): peroxidase activity; heme binding
Source: RefSeq, a predicted model, not a curated record
AGCAAUCCUGCCUACAGUGAAGAACACAUUGAGUCUACGUACUAGACAAAUUUGCGCCAUGGCUUCCAGCUCUAGCUGUAGGACAUGGCAUUGCUUGCUUGCUCUCCUCCUCCUCUCCUCGGCGGCCUACGGGCAGCUCUCGCCGUCGUUCUAUGCGAAGACCUGCCCUAGGCUGGAACUGGUCGUGCGCUCCACCAUGACCAAGGCACUCCUCGCCGAUCGGCGAAUGGGGGCGUCUCUCCUCAGGCUCUACUUCCAUGACUGCUUUGUUCAAGGCUGUGACGGGUCCAUUCUCUUGGAUGACAUGGGUAACUUCGUGGGCGAGAAGACCGCCCCUCCGAACGGGAAUACGGUGAGGGGCUACGAGGUGAUCGACGAGAUCAAGAAGAACGUGGAGCUGGUCUGCCCUGGCGUCGUCUCCUGCGCCGACAUCACCGCCCUCGCAGCCAGGGACGGCGUGUUUCUGCUAGGCGGGCCCAGCUGGAAGGUGCCGCUCGGCCAGCGGGACUCGACGACGGCCAACCUGAAUGAGGCCAACAGCGACCUCUCGGUGACCAGCUUAAGCCUCGACGUGCUCAUCGCCUCGUUCGCCAAGAAGAACCUGAGCCCGCGGGACCUGACUGCGCUGUUGGGCGCGCACACCAUUGGCUUCUCGCAGUGCGUCAACUUCCGCGACCACAUCUACAACGGCACCGACAUCGACCCGGCGUUCGCAACGCUGCGCAAGCGCUCCUGCCCCGCCCAGGCCCCUAACGGCGACAGCAAUCUCGCGCCGUUAGACGUGCAGACGCAGCUCGUAUUCGACAAUGCCUACUACCACAACCUGGUAGCCAAGCGCGGCCUGCUGAGCGCCGACCAGUUGCUCUUCGGCGGCGGCUCCCAGGACGCGCUGGUGCGCCAGUACGCCGCCAACCCGAAGCUCUUCGAGUCCGACUUCGUGACGGCCAUGAUCAAGAUGGGGAGCCUCCGCCCGCCCAGCGGAACCCCCACCCAGAUUAGACGCAACUGCAGGGUGGUCAACAGCUAGCUGAUCCAUCGUCUCAUCAUAUAUAUAUAUAUAUAUACACGUACUAGCAUGCAUGCAUGCAUGGCAGAAUAAGAGAAUAAGAGCCGUUUGGUUCAGAUAAUAUAUACCUGGGGCUGGGGUUCAGAGGUGAUCCGCCACCUCCAGGAUUGUAAGAUACCUUCAUCAUGUAAUCUCCCAAGUUGCCCGUAUAU